UGGGGUUCUCUCUCUCUCUCGGAAUAAUUGAAACGUGCCAGGUGUCAAUGAAAAGGGUGUAGUAGCGUGGUGGGGUGGUGCGAUGCGAUACGGGACCGGGCGAGGGCGAGGAAGAGAUGGGAAGAUGGGAACCACAUGUGCAAGGGAGGGAGGAUGUUCCUUGCUUGCUUCUGGCCGCGACGUAACGUUACGUUAGAUACGUUAGAUACGUGCAACGGCUUUUUUUGGCGGGAACGGCGUUUUGGUUUAAAGACGACGGACGGUCCCGCUGAAGUUGAGAUCAAUAUUCUCUUUUCACACAUUUCGAGUCUCUCUCUCUCUCUCGGUACUAUCCCCCCACACCCCACCUCACUUCCAUAUGCGACACUGCUACGACUACUACGACUACAACUACAACUUCUACAACUACUGCGCCCGCCAUCAAUACAUCCAGCCCGCACCCGCACCCGCACCCUCACAUCUCAGCUGCGACGCUCACAUCGACGAACAAAGACGAAGCCAUGGAUAUCAGGAAGAUUCUCAACCCCGAAGAGCCCACACCGACAGCGUCCACGCCGAGUAAGUCCUCCCCUAUUCCCUCCAUUCCCUCCAUCCCUCUCCACCAUAUGUCAUAGUAACGUUCGCUCUCACAGAACAACCGCCAAAGAAGGACCGACAGCCGCAGGGCGAGCGCGGCGAUGCCGGCUCGAAAGACUGGGAGGAGCUCCGACGGAAGCGGGGCAUGCCCACCGAAGGCCUAAACACAUUCCGGGUGCGGAACCAGUGAGGAGGCCGUCCUCCUCCUCCUCCUCCGCAUCCUCCACAACCAGUGAUGUCAGCCGCACACGCGCGACGACGACGGGUAGGCAUCACGGUUUACGCGCGGCGGCGGCGGCGGGGAGAGCAGAGCGAGGGGGGAUAGAACGAGGAGGAGAUGAAGAGAUGAAAGACGCUUUCGAUUCGUUCGUCACACAUCCAUGGACCGAGGCCGACUGGUGCGCUUUUUCUCGAAUAAGUGGACCGUCCACGGGGGCGGGGGUGGGUGGGGGUAGCGGCGGCUGCUAUAGGUGAGGCAGAGCAGAGGCGGGUGUAUAUUAUAUAUAUGGGGUGGUGGGGGGGCAGGGCUGGCCGGUUCGGCCCUGGGUUGUGAUGGAAUCUACCGGGGUACUCUCCAGCGGGGCGCAGGAUCGGGGUUUGGGGUUUGGGAAUGCAUCGCUCAUGAUAUAGCGGGUCUAUGUCUGUGCGUUUUUCUUUUUUGUCCUCUCUGAUUGUUUUUGUUUUUGUUUUUGUUUGUUUACGGGGGAUGCGGCGUUGCGUGAUAUCGAUCGAUUUUUUGUCCACGUGGACGGUGGUGGGGUUGUGAUGGUCAAGGCAGUGGUGGUGGUGGUGAAAGUGGUGGUGGUGGUGGCCUGUGUGGGUGGAUGGUGAUUUGUAUAUAUGAAUUUUAGGGACCGUACC
Messenger RNA from Tricharina praecox, 1437 nucleotides. RefSeq lists its product as uncharacterized. The annotation marks the transcript as partial. The record is from RefSeq and is a predicted model, not a curated record. The transcript has a single exon. NCBI's taxonomy places the organism in Eukaryota, Fungi, Ascomycota, Pezizomycetes, Pezizales, Pyronemataceae.